AUGGAGGAGAUGGUGAAACACCUGUCCAGGUGUCAGCACCUGGGCUGGAUGAAUGUGAUUGAGUUGAAGAGCGCCUCCAUCCAUUGGCUGUCGUGCGGUCAGAAGGCAGAGCCUGACAUCUGGAGUAAGAUGUUCUGCAUCCUGUCGGACUCACAGUUACUGAUGCUCAACAACCUGGAGGUCCAUCCUCUUCUUCUGGCAGAGAGGGCGGAGACUUGUACUGUCUGGCUGCUAAGAUACACUCUCCAUGUGACCUCAGCACCUCCGAGUCCCGCCCACAAAGAUGUUCCAGAGAGAGGGGUGCGCAGACAGAGCAUGCCCAGUAGCUCCGCCGUGGACACGCCCACCGCCAGAGUGACGGGUUUUCUCUCCCGGAGGCUGAAACAGUCUCUUCGUCGUACACGAUCUCAGCCUAAACUCUGUCGUCAGAGGAGCGUAAAGACUGACCUGAUCAACACCGCUGACACCAGCACACAGAAUGCUCGGUGUGUGAUGCGACGGCUGCGUUGUGGUAGCCAGGAGUCGUUGCUAAGCGCCGGCUGUGUAUCGUCUCUGGAGCUCAGGAUGGACCAAUCAGUGAUCAUCAAACCCGUUCACUCCUCCCUGCUGGGACAGGACUACUGCUUCGAGGUCACGACCUCGACAGGCACCAAGUGUUUCUCGUGUCGCUCGGCAGCAGAGAGAGAUAAAUGGAUGGAGAACCUGCGACGAGCCGUUCAUCCGAACAAAGACAACAGCAGGAGGCUGGAGAACGUCCUGAUGGUGUGGGUCAUCGAGGCCAAAGACCUGCCUGCAAAGAAAAGGUACUUCUGUGAGCUGUGUCUGGAUGACAGUCUUUAUGCUCGGACGUCGUGUAAACUGAAGACUGACAACAUAUUCUGGGGAGAACGUUUCGACUUUAGCAGUCUGCCCUCCAUCAGCGCGGUCACCCUCCACCUCUACAAAGACACUGACAGGAAGAGGAAGAAGGACAAGAGCAGUUACGUCGGGUUGGUCAACAUCCCUGUCGCCACGGUGACUGGCAGACAGCUGGUGGAGAAGUGGUACUCGGUGAGCACGCCCAGUACAAGUCGAGGUAAGUCCUCUGUGCCCACGGUGCGGAUCAAAGCUCGGUAUCAGAGUAUCGUCAUCCUGCCGAUGGAGCAGUACAAAGAGUUUGCAGAGUACAUCAGCUCCAACUACCUGCUGCUCUGCAACACGCUGGAAGCCUCCAUCAGCCUGAGGGCGAAGGAGGAGCUUGCUGCUGCGCUCGUCCACAUCCUGCACAGCACCGGGAAAGCUAAGGACUUCCUCACAGAUCUGAUGAUGUCAGAGGUGGACCGUUGCCGUGACAAUGACCAGCUGAUCUUCAGAGAGAACACUCUGGCAACAAAAAGCAUCGAGGAAUACCUGAAGCUGAUUGGACAGAAGUACCUGCAGGACGCUCUCGGUGAGUUCAUCAAAGCUCUGUACGAGUCCGACGAGAACUGUGAGGUCGACCCAUCUCGCUGUUCGACCUCUGACCUCGCAGAGCAUCAGGCCAACCUGAGGAUGUGCUGCGAACUCGCCUUCUGCAAGAUCCUCGACUCGUACAGGGUCUUCCCCCGGGAGUUGAAGGAGGUGUUCGCGUCAUGGCGACAGGAGUGCGGUAACCGUGGGCGACCAGAUAUCAGCGAGCGUCUCAUCAGCGCCUCGUUGUUCCUGCGCUUCCUGUGUCCAGCCGUGAUGUCGCCGUCACUGUUCGACCUGAUGCAGGAAUACCCCGAUGAGCGCACUGCAAGAACUUUAACCCUCAUCGCCAAAGUCAUUCAGAACCUCGCCAACUUCAGCAAGUUCGGCACUAAAGAGGAGUACAUGCUGUUCAUGAACGACUUCGUGGAGCGGCAGUGGAGCAGCAUGCAACGCUUCCUGCAGGAGAUCUCGAACCCCGACGGACUGAACCACACUGCCAGUUUCGACGGAUACAUCGACCUCGGCAGAGAGCUGUCGAGUCUGCACACCCUGCUGACCGAGCUCGACCAGUCAUCUCUGUCAAAGCUCAGUCCUCUUCCUCGGAUCCUCAGAGACGUGUCGGCGGCUCUGGCUAACCCGGGGGGUGUGGCUAAUCCAGGGGGCGUGUCUGUUUCCUCCCCAGAGCCUCAGCGGGUGGUGCCCCCCCCUCCACUGUCCCCACCCCCUCUGUCCCCACCCCUUUCCCCCCCCCUGGCCACCUGUAAUCCCUCCAUCGGCCUGCAGGGUGGCGUUGGACUGGACGGAGGUUUGGUGGACUUUACCAGACUUCCGUCUCCAACUCCAGAAAACAAAGAUUUGUUUUUCGUCACUAAAGGAUCCAGCCUGCAGCCUGCAUCAGGCCUGCAGGGCUCUCCAGCUCCAAGCUCGUCCUACUCGGAACCCAAUGAGAACGAUGCUGGGUUUGAAAUCACCAAUGGGGGAAGGAGGGAGGGGCCGGAGCUGACCAAUGACAGCCGCAGUCUGUCUCUGGUCGAUCUGCAAGACUCCUCCCCUGGCGAUGGCCUCGAUGACAGCCAAUGGCAGCGCAGGACGGGACUCCUCCCCCUCUCCUUCCAGAACCCCGUGUAUCACAUGACCACCACAUCUCCAAGGCAACCGCAGCAGCAAACGGAUGCCACGCCUUCAGACGGCUCAGUGGGGUCGCAGGGAAAUGCAGACGACAAGAUCGCCAUGGUAUCCAAACCGGCGUUUCUUACCCAGAUGUCUGUGGGGCUGGGAGCGGGAGAGAGGGCAGAAAGGACGUCAGCCAUGUCCAGCAGCAGCAGCGGAGAAGAAUACUCGAGACGAGCUUUGUCUCUGACCGAGACUCUGACAGGUAGCUCCGCCCCCCCUCGUCAGAACUCCUCAGGUCCUCAGAGACGCAUUGAUCAGCCUCCUCCCCCCAACUCUGCUCCCCCGGGACCUCCUCGAGGCCGGACACCUCCCAGCAUGCUCAGCGGUGGAGGCGGGGGCUCCGCCUAUCCUCCUCGCCCUGCCUCUGGCAGCAUGAUGUCAUCUAGCCCUGAUUGGCCAAGCAGCGGCCAGUCACGGCUCAGACAGACGUCAUCAUCAUCUAAAGGAGACAGUCCCGAGAAGCAACGAGCUGCUGCCAAGGCUCCCUCUCCCUGUGCAUUGGAUCGUACCGCAGCCUGGCUGCUCAACAUGAACUCUGCGUCGUCCUACGGGGAGACGGAGGACGAUCGCCACGACGACGCCCUCAUCGAGAAGUACCAGCAGGAGAUUGCAUUGCUGCAGGAGAAGCUGCGAGUGGCGGCGCUGCGUCAGGAGGAGUGUGAAGCUCGUCUCAUGGUCCAGGAUCAGCAGAACCAACGUAUGCUGCAGGAGUACCAGGCUCGGUUGGAAGACACAGAGAGCAGACUGAGGAGGCUGCAGGACGACAAAGACCUCCAGAUGAACAGCAUCAUCAGCAGGUUGAUGGCAGUGGAGGAGGAGCUGAAGAAGGACCACUCUGACAUGCAGGCCGUGGUGGACUCCAAGCAGAAGAUCAUAGAGGCACAGGAGAAGAGGAUAGCGAGUCUCGAUGCAGCAAACACUCGCCUGAUGGCGGCUCUGACGCAGCUGAAGGAGCGCUACGCUGUUACAUCACAGAGGAAUGGCCUGUCUCCUAGCAACACGUCGUCACUGCAGAUCACAGAGAACGGAGAGUUUCGCAACUCUGGCAACUGCUGAGCAACCUGUUGCUGAGCUCUGACUGGCUGUGUCUAAGAGGUGGAACUAACUCAUCAACCAUGCUUUUGUUUUGAAAAUUAACCAAUCAUAGCUCUCAUAGUUACCACAGACAUCAUCAAUCAUGUCAGUCUUACAGCAACAGAGCUGACCUCUGACCGGUCUCUGAUGCUGUUGCUAGGUUACCCUUUGUUCCUGUUUUUGUUCUUGUGUUUUUGCAUGUUUCCUCUUUGAACAUCGGAUGUUAGACAGCUCUUUGUCUGACAUCAUAUCCUGUUUCCUUUUGGUACUUCCUGUUGAGAGCUGGAAACUUCCAACAACCCAACUGAAUGUUAAUUUAUGGCUCUGCACCACCUGCAGCAACACUUGUGUAUGGCUCUGGUUUAACUGGAACAAUUCCACAAUGUGUAUGACUCUGGUCCAGUCAGACUGACUCUGUCUAUAUAUGGCUCCAGUCCUUGUGGACACACACAACCAGUAUGUGGCUCUGGUCUGACUCAGUAGGACUAACUGGCAAACAACCCUGGUUCUAUAAGGCUCUAGCUGAAGCACACUGAUCGUAAGCCAUAUGGCUCUAUUAGACAUCUCUGUCUAGAUAACUCUGGCUGGUUUGACUGGUCUAACUGGAGCAACUCCACUGGUAUAUGACUCUGGUUUGACUGGAGAACUCUACCUGGAUAUGACUCUGGUCCAAUCAGACUGACUCUGUCCAUAGUCCUACUGCAGAACUUUGCAGAUGGCUCUCGCCUGAUUGGACCACACCCAUCUAUAUAUGGGUCUGAUUUAAUCAGAAUAACUGAAACAGUUGCAGCUAUAUAAGGCUCUGGUUGAAUUGAACUAACUCUGGAUGUAUAUGGCUCCAGUCCCAUUGGACGAAUCUAACAGUGUGUGGCUCUGGUCUGACAGGCAUACAUGUCUGAAUAGACAGUAGUUGAUUCAGACCACAAGCCACAUAUGGCUCUGGUCUAACUGAUCAAACUGGACUAACUCCAGUUGUAUAUGGCUCUGGUCUAACUGGGUAACCCUGCCUGCGUAUAGCUCUGGUUGUACUGGCCCAACUUGAACAAAUCUGCCUGCAAAUGUAUUUGGUGUGACUGAACCAACACUGGCUGUAUAUGACUCAUCUUACUGAAUUAACCCCAGUUAUAUAUGGCUCUGGUCCCGCUGGAUUGACUGGAGCAACCCCAGCUGGUCAUGGCUCUGGAUUAAUCCUACUGACUGAAACAACUCUGGCUAUAUAUUCACUAUAUGGACAAAAGUAUU
Messenger RNA from Toxotes jaculatrix (banded archerfish), 4920 nucleotides. RefSeq names its product disabled homolog 2-interacting protein-like. Gene Ontology annotation, biological process: regulation of GTPase activity. The record is from RefSeq and is a predicted model, not a curated record. Bases 1 to 3660 code for a protein of 1219 amino acids. NCBI's taxonomy places the organism in Eukaryota, Metazoa, Chordata, Actinopteri, Toxotidae. The transcript is spliced from 23 exons.